Molecule: messenger RNA, 1200 nt
Organism: Aspergillus wentii DTO 134E9
Lineage: Eukaryota; Fungi; Ascomycota; Eurotiomycetes; Eurotiales; Aspergillaceae
Product: mitochondrial 37S ribosomal protein uS11m
Exons: 1
Coding region: 194-898 (234 amino acids)
Biological process (GO): ribosomal small subunit assembly; maturation of SSU-rRNA from tricistronic rRNA transcript (SSU-rRNA, 5.8S rRNA, LSU-rRNA); translation
Cellular component (GO): mitochondrial small ribosomal subunit; ribosome
Molecular function (GO): mRNA 5'-UTR binding; small ribosomal subunit rRNA binding; structural constituent of ribosome
Source: RefSeq, a predicted model, not a curated record
UCGUCGGGGCGUUUUUUCUUGUAUAAUUUUGUUUUUAUUUCUUCCAAUCCCUGGGAUUUACUUUUCUCUCUUAUUUGCGUCCUCUUACCGGGGGCAAACUGGCCGCUGAAUUCGCCACGGCUAUACCGAAAUUCCCUUGUUGCCGCCGGACAUAUCUCCUCAUAUCCCCCUUUUCGACAUUGCAGCAGCAAAUAUGAACUCUCAGUUCAUGGGCACAUUGGCAAGGGCGUUGCCUUCAGCCUGCCGGCCAUGCCAAUUCCGGACAUUGCCUGUUCGCCUGGCACGGCCUUUCUCGUCCUCCCAGAAGUCCGAUUCGAGUGCAAAGGAAAAGAGCCGUGAGAUUGAGAGACAGCUUUUGGACACGAAACCCGAACAGCCUGCGGAGGACAGCUCACCCCUCUCUGCUAUCACAAAGAUGAUGCAGGGUGAGAAGACCCGCGCGAGUCAGACCGUGAGCCGCGAUUAUUCUCGAAUGGCUGAAAGUCUGGAGGCCGAGAUGAUCAAACAACCUUAUGCCGAUCGUGCACCUCCACACCAUCUCCAUAUCUAUGCACACAAGCACAAUACCAUCCUGACUCUGACACGACCGAACGGAAACCCUCUGUUAUCGAUGGGCUGCGGCCACCUGGGCUUCCGCAAAGGCCACCGUUCUGGUUAUGACCCGGCAUACCAGCUUGCUGUCCAUGUGUUCGGACAGCUGCAGGAAAAGGGCAUUCUUUUCGAAAUGCAACGACUGGAGCUCAUCUACCGUGAUUUCGGACCUGGACGGGACGCUUUCACUAAAGUCUUGUUGGGCAACGAAGGAAGAAAUAUUCGAGGCUUGGUCAGCCGAGUAACAGAUUCGACCCGGAUAAAGUUUGGUGGUACCAGAAGCAGGAAGGUUCGCAGACUGGGUUAGGUUGUUCGACUUCCUUUUCUGUGUUAUUAUGGGCUACCUUCGUCGGUAUCCUUUAUGGGGGAGAGAAUAGGAUGCGGUUGUAUGGGUUGACACCGCGUUCAUGGCACCAAGGAAUCAACGCCACAUCAUCUGGCUGAAAUUACCGUGCUUCGAUCAGCCUAGACAUUCGCCAUUGGAUAUGGAGUUGUCAAGGAAAGCUGGUCUUUGGUGGUCCAUGUCCUACUCGCCAUGUUUGUAUACUACUAGCCAGCAUGUCAUUUACAAGUACCCGGGAUAUCCAUCCGAGCUACUCUAGUUUCUAU